AUGCCACCAAAAAAAGGUAAAAAAGGCAAAGAACCUCCGCCACCCACGCCUGGUAAAGCCACUGGUCCUCCUCCAAAACCAAAAAAGAUUCCUCCUCCACCGGCAUGUUUUACCACUGAAGACCUGCUCAGAUUUAAAGAAAUGUUCAAAGCUCACGAUGAAGAAAAUAUUGAUAAGUUGGGAUUUAAUCCUAAAACAGCAGAGAUACAACAACUAUUCACGAUGUUUUUGGAAGACGAUUUGGUAGACACAGUGGAAUUGCACGAAUGGUAUCAAAUGAUAGAAGCCAAAAUGAAUUGGGGUGAUGACUUCGAAUUAGCAGUGACCAAAGCUUUUGCCGCUUUAGGUCACGACGACGAUGAGACAGGUGUAUGUCUACUUGAAGUGUUAAAAGAAGAACUGAUGUCUUGGGGUGAACCUCUCUCAGAAAUAGAGUUUGUUGAUUGGGUUCGUCUAGCGAUUAAAGAUAAGACGUUUAAUAUAGAAGAUGGGUCAUUCUUAUAUACGAAGUUUAUUGAAAAUAUGAACAAUAAGGAUGAUAAAUAUAUUAAGGAACCUAUCAACUUCUUUAAAUUGGACCAGAAAACUUUAGCUGAGAUGGCAAUGAAGAAGGCGCAAGAAGAAAAGGCGGAACAGGAAAAGAAAGAAGCAGAACGUCGUAUGAGAGAAGAAGCUAGAAGGCAAAAGAUGAUAGCCGAUGGUCUACUUCCUCCUGAUUAA
Diatraea saccharalis (sugarcane borer) is the source of this 720-nucleotide messenger RNA. NCBI's taxonomy places the organism in Eukaryota, Metazoa, Arthropoda, Insecta, Lepidoptera, Crambidae. The record is from the annotation of a GenBank genome assembly.